Molecule: messenger RNA, 2283 nt
Organism: Pollicipes pollicipes
Lineage: Eukaryota; Metazoa; Arthropoda; Thecostraca; Pollicipedomorpha; Pollicipedidae
Product: protein Red
Exons: 15
Coding region: 86-1780 (564 amino acids)
Source: RefSeq, a predicted model, not a curated record
UGUGCUGUGAGGGUUCAGUGAGGGGGUUUGACAGCACCUGCAGUCUGCCAUAGUUUAAUUGGACUGUAUACCCUUAUAAACUGUCAUGCCUGAAAAGGAGGAGCCAUUUGCGAACCCGGCAGCACCGCCGGGUGCCGCACAACAUAACGUCGAAUCUACGCCGGCCCGGCUCACCAAUGCCGACUUCCGCAAGCUGCUGAUGACGCCGCGGGCCGGGCCGGCGACGGCACCGCCCGCCGCCACGCCGGCCGCCGCCCGGCCCGACACCUCGGGCAAGAUCGACAAGGCCGAAGAGCGACGCAAGAAGAAGAGCUACUACGCCAAGCUGAAGCGCGCCGAGGACGACAUUAUGGCGGAGCUGGCCAAGAAGUACCGCGACCGCGCCAAGGAGCGUCGCGACGGCGACGAGGGCGCGGGCGUGCCGGACUUCCCGCACCAGACCGAGGACGCCAUGGCCACGGCCAGCGCCUACCGUGCCGUCGCGCCCGACCUCAAGUCGGGCCUGGACGCGGCCGAGCGUCGACGUCAGCAAAUCCAGGAGUCCAAGUUCCUCGGUGGUGACAUGGAGCACACUCACUUGGUGAAGGGUCUCGACUACGCUCUGCUACAAAAGGUGAGGUCCGAGAUCCAGGCCAUGGAGCUGGAGCACGAGGACGAGAUGGAGCAGCUGGCCGACGGCGUCGACAACAAGAAGAAGGAAGAGGCCAAAGAGGAGGAGAUCCUCUUCAAGACCAAGAUGGGCAAGAACGUGCACAGGGUACUGUUUCGGGACAAGCCGCCGCUGCGCAACGAGCUGUUCCUGCCGGGCCGCACCGCCUACCGGAUCGACCUGGACGAGGAGUACGUCGACUUCGACAUCCCGACCACGGUGGUGCGCAGCAAGGCCGACUGUCCGCAGGUGGAGACAGCUACAACGCUGACCACCAACGACAUCGUCAUCAACAAGCUUACGCAGAUCCUGUCGUACCUGCGUCAAGGCCGUACCGGCCGCCGCCUCAAGAAGAAAGACAAGCAGCGGGCCGCCGAGGAGAAGAAGAUGGCCGGCGAGGACAUCUACGGCGAGGUCGGCGAGUACGUCCCGGGCCCGGCUAACAAGGACCGCGCCCGCGACGGCGACAAGCCCAGCCGACAGGAGGGGGAGCGGGAGCGCCGGCCGCGCUCCUACUUUGACCGGCCGGAGGAGGAGACCCGCCGCGACCGGGACAAGCGCCACGACCGCGAGCGUGAGAGGGGACGGGAGAAGGAACGCGACAGGGAGCGGGAGAAGGAGCAGGAGGAGCGCGACCGCGAGCAGGCCGAGCGGGACAAGCGCGACAAGGAGAGGUUCGAGCGGGAGAAGGGCCGCGAGUCGAACUGGCUGAGCGUGGACGCCGCCGCCGCUGCCAGCAAGCGCAGUAAGGACAUGGGCACGGCGCUGAACGGCUACGCCGAGUGCUACCCGGGCCUGGAGGAGAUGGCCGACGCCAUAGACGACUCGGACGACGAGGCCGACUACUCCAAGAUGGACAUGGGCAACAAGAAGGGCCCGAUCGGGCGCUGGGACUUCGACACGCAGGAGGAGUACAGCAACUACAUGAACCAGAAGGAGGCGCUACCCAAGGCGGCCUUCCAGUACGGCGUCAAGAUGGCCGACGGCCGCAAGACGCGCCGCAUCCCCAAGGAGAAGAACGAGAAGGCCGAGCUGGACCGCGAGUGGCAGAAAAUAUCGGCCAUCAUCGCCAAACGCAAGUCGGCCGGCGAGGACGGUGGAGACAAGGCCAAGCGGACAAAGACCCAGUGACUGACGCGGACCUGGUCCAAGCGGCAGAACGGACUUCAUGGUCUCGGGACGCGGUACUUGUGAGUCGUGUCCGCCGUGCUGGCUGGGUCUGCCAGUCUGCCGAUGUCACGGUCUGGUGUGCCAGUCUGGUGACGUCACGGUCUAGUCUGUCAGUCUGGUGACGUCACGGUCUGGUCGGGAUGACAUCCCCUCUCGGCCGGGCCCGCUUCGCACCUGGCGCGCUUACUGGGCGUAGCUCUCGGACGGGCGCGGCCCUGACCGCGGCCAAGCGAAUGAAGUGUGUUGAAGUGUGCGAGCGCGCUGGUCCAGUGCAGGGGUGGCGCGGCUCGGGAACUCUCGUGCUGCUGAAGUGAAUGGCUCCUUGUCUAAUGCUGUACAUACACCUGUUUAAUGUGUGCGUGUGUAUGUAUUCGUAUCGUCUGUUCAGAUGACGAAUGUGAGAUCAGGUGUGAUGACGUUCGGAUCAAGAGUCGGUGCAUGUAAUAAAGUAUGUGCCUCAUUGU